AUGGCGGAUUUCGUCCCACAACUCCAGCGUCUUCAGGCGGCAGGAAAAACUCCGACGGCGGUGGUCGAGGAGAAAGAAUUUAGGUGGUUGCCUGAGUACAGCACGAGGAUCAGAUCAAAUUUUGAGAGGAGAGGAGCGACCCGUCUCAGAGACAUGUUCACGGACAUUAGAAAGUCCGGGCAGAGGCCUAAUUGGAUUGGAGAGGGCGUUUGGGCAGAUUUGAGUAGUGCUUGGGCUACCCCGGAGUUUAUAAAAAUGAGAGAGCAGAAUAAACAGAACAGAGCCUCUGACUGCGGCGGUUUAGGAAGCUCUCUUCAUACUGGUGGAUCUGUACCUCAUACAGAACAUAGGCGGCGACUGGAUGAUUUCUUACGAGUUAGAGAAAGUCGGCAGUCCACUGGCGAGGGAUCAUCUUCUGGAUCGGCCCAUAUUUCUGAGUAUCAGACAUGGUCAGAAGUUGUUGGUGGAAGACAGAGGGGGAGGGUAUAUGGCAUGGGUUCACAAGCUUUUGCUAUUGAGGGCAGUUCAUACACCUCUGCAUUCCAUGAUCCAAGUGGAGCUGAAGAAUCUUACCGGCGGUCUAACGACGCCGUCCGGCGGUCUACGAACCAGACGACGCCAGUUUUAAACCGCCGGAAAACCGCCGGUUACAUGACCGGCGGCUUACCGGCGGUCCAACCGCCGGAAAACCGACGGUUUAAAUUCCGGUGGUUACCGGCGGCAGGAGCCGCCGGAAAACCGCCGCAACAAUAA
This is a messenger RNA of Dendrobium catenatum, 753 nucleotides long. RefSeq lists its product as uncharacterized. The record is from RefSeq and is a predicted model, not a curated record. The transcript has 5 exons. NCBI's taxonomy places the organism in Eukaryota, Viridiplantae, Streptophyta, Magnoliopsida, Asparagales, Orchidaceae. The coding region runs from base 1 to 753 and encodes 250 amino acids.